GAUCACGCAGCUCACAAAAGGCGAAGGCUCCCUCCGGUGAAAAGGUCUCUGGUGUAUUACCUGAAAAGCAGAGAGGUCAGGAUGCAGGAUGAGUCCAGCUAUCGGCGCGUGUUGCACGGAUAUGCAGCCCACCAGCUUCCCAGCCUCCUGAAGGAGAGAGAAUUCCACCUCGGAACCCUGAACAAAGUGUUUGCCUCCCAGUGGCUCAACCACCGGCAAGUGGUGUGUGGGACAAAAUGCAACACAUUAUUUGUAGUAGAUGUUCAGACUGGCCAGAUUACCAAGAUUCCCAUUCUGAAAGAUCGUGAACCCGGCAUGGUGAACCAGCAGGGAUGUGGUAUUCAUGCCAUCGAGCUCAACCCCUCGAGGACCCUUCUGGCCACAGGUGGAGACAACCCCAACAGCCUUGCAAUUUAUCGCCUGCCUACACUUGAUCCUGUCUGUGUGGGAGAUGAUGGACAUAAGGACUGGAUAUUUUCAAUUGCGUGGAUCAGUGAUACUAUGGCUGUUUCUGGUUCCCGCGAUGGUUCGAUGGGUCUCUGGGAAGUCACUGAGGAUGUGCUGUCCAAAAGCGAUGCCAGGCAUAAUCUGUCCCAAGUUCCUGUCUAUGCCCACAUUACGCACAGGGCUCUGAAGGAUAUCCCCAAGGAGAACACCAAUCCUGACAACUGCAAAGUGCGAGCACUGGCUUUCAACAAUAAGAACAAGGAGCUGGGAGCGGUGUCCCUAGAUGGGUAUUUUCAUCUUUGGAAAGCAGAGCACACACUGUCAAAGUUACUUUCCACAAAGUUGCCAUACUGCAGGGAGAACGUGUGUUUGGCUUACGGUCAGGAGUGGUCGGUGUAUGCAGUAGGAUCUCAGGCACACGUCUCCUUUCUGGAUCCCAGGCAGCCUUCCCACAACGUUAAAUCCGUCUGUUCCAAGGAACGAGGCAGUGGUAAGAAAUUUGUCAAUGGGUGCUUCAAAUACUUUGCUUGCAGAAGUAGCUGUUAA
Messenger RNA from Eurypyga helias (sunbittern), 993 nucleotides. It is a transcript of the gene DCAF12, whose product is annotated as DDB1 and CUL4 associated factor 12. Gene Ontology annotation, cellular component: Cul4-RING E3 ubiquitin ligase complex. The annotation marks the transcript as partial. NCBI's taxonomy places the organism in Eukaryota, Metazoa, Chordata, Aves, Eurypygiformes, Eurypygidae. The transcript is spliced from 6 exons. The record is from RefSeq and is a predicted model, not a curated record. Gene Ontology annotation, molecular function: protein binding.